CGUUGCUGCUGCCUGAGCCCAGUCAGGUGUUCGUUGUACAGCGACGUCAACUUUGCAUUUGUUAAAACUGAUUGGAUUUUGGGUCCAGACAAGCACAGUCAAGACCAUGCUCAGACGGAUACUUCAAAUGACUCCUGGGAAGGGGGGCUCCCAGAACACAGAAUCAGAGCAACCCAGCACAGACCUAAACCAUGAUCAGACAUCUGAGGGCUUCAUCUGUCCUCAGUGCAUGAAGUCUCAUAACUCUGCAGAGGAGCUGUUCAAGCACUAUGAGCUGUUCCAUGAUACUGGAGACCUCCCUGCUCACAUGGCCCCCACUCGGGAAGACCUCACAAUGUUGCGGCAAGAAGUUCAGGACUUACAUGCUUCACUGAAGGAAGAAAGAUGGUUCUCUGGAGAGCUCAAAAAGGAAUUAGACAAAGUCCAAGGGCACCUGAAGCAAACCGAUGGGCCAGUGUCAGAGGAUUCAGCCCUUGAAAAGAAGCUGAACGAAGCAGAGACAGAAAAAUUCAACAUCAAGCAGAUGAAAGACCUGUUUGAGCAGAAGGCUGCCCAGCUGGCCACUGAGAUAGUAGAUAUCAAGUCCCGCUAUGAUGAGGAAAAGAGCCUUAGGGAGGCUGCUGACCAGAGGGUUGCCAAACUGACCGAACAACUACAGAAAGAGAAGCAGGAGACUGAGAGACUCCAAACAGAACUGUUGCAGCGUCCAGGAGUGGAGGAUGUGGAGGUCCUGCAGAAGGAGCUUGUGCAGGUGCAGACGUUAAUGGAUAACAUGACGCGUGAGAGGGAAGAGGAGUCCGAACGCCUCAGAAGUCACUACGAGCAGCUGCAGGCAAAUUAUACUACCUCAGAGAUUCGUAAAUUGGAGAUGACCAUAUCGCAACUGAAAGCAGAGUUGGAGAAAGGCCCACAAGAAGCAGCCGUCUACACACAGCAGAUCCACCAACUGCAGAGCACUCUGAAUAAUUUACAGCAAGAAAACCAGAACAUGUCUGAAAAACUGACCCGCAAGGAAAAAGCGUAUCAGGAACUGGAAGAACAACUGGGAGCAGAAAAAGUCACCAAGAAGGGGGUUCAGAAUAGUCUGAGGGAACGAGAGCUGGAGGUACAAGAGCUCCAGGCCCGGGCUACAGGGGCCGAGGCCUCACUGCAGAAAACCCAGGCUGAGCUCAGAGAGAGGGCAGAGGAGGUGACCAAGCUGAAGAAUGAAAUUACAGAACUGGAGAUGAAGCACGCUGAGCUGAAGGUUGAGAGGAAACAACUGGAACAUCAGAGAGAAGAAAAAGAGAGCCAAGGUGCUCAGCAGCAGACAGAGAUCAGCCAGCUGCACGCCAAACUGUUGGAGGCAGAGAGACAACUGGGUGAGGCGCAAGGUCGUCUGAAGGAACAGAGGCAGCUGUCUGGGGAGAAACUGAAAGACCGUGAACAGCAAGCAGCUGACCUGCAGCUCAAACUGUCCCGGGCUGAAGAACAGCUGAAGGAGAGUGUUGGUAAGAACACAGACCUGCAGCACCAGUUGGAGAAAGCCAAACAGCAGCAUCAGGAACUGCAGGCACUGCAGCAGAAUACCAACGGCAAACUCCGCGAAGCACAGAAUGAUUUGGAGCAGGUGUUGCGUCAGAUUGGUGAUAAAGACCAGAAGAUCCAAAACCUGGAGGCUCUGCUGCAGAAGAGUAAAGACAUUGUGAGCCAGCUGGAAUCUGAGAGAGAGGACUUGUGUGCCAAGAUCCAGGCUGGAGAGGGAGAGACAGCUGUACUCAACCAGCUCAAAGAGAAAAACCACACGCUACAGGAACAGGUAACACAGCUGACAGACAAGUUGAAGAACCAAUCAGAGAGCAACAAGCAAGCCCAGGAUAACCUACACAAGCAGGUCCAGGAGCAGAAGACCCUGGUUCGGUCGGCCCAGGACCGAGCCCACACACUGGAGACCUCAGUCACUGAACUCACUGCCCAGCUCGCAGACAGCAAGGAGAAAGUCUCCCAGCUGGACGCUCAGCUCAAAGCAAAGACAGAGAUGCUGCUGUCCACGGAGGCUGCCAAGGCUGCGUUAAAGGCCAACUUGGAAAACAACCUUGAGACUGCUCAGCAUGCACUGCAGGACAAACAGCAGGAGCUGAAUAAAGUUCAGAAGAAGGCAGAGGAGCAAGACCAAAGGCUCAAGGAGAGACAGGAGCAGUGCACUCAGCUGGAAACCUCCCUGAAGGAUUGUAAAGACAAACUUCUGGCCACAGAGCAGCGUAUAGAGCAACUGGAGGGGCUCUCUAAGAAACUAGAGGCUCAGGUUAGUGAGGUGCAGGCAUCACGGGACCAGGCGCUGCAGGAAGUGCAGAAACUACAGAAGGAGGGGGGAGAGGUUAAGAAGAAAGCCAAGGAGCUGCAGCGCACACUGGAAACUGAAAAAGCAGGGGCUUCAGCACUACAGGAGGAAUUAAAGAAAAAGGCAGCUGCUUUGAGUGACAGCCAACAGCAGCUGCAGCGCUGUGAGCAGGAGAAAGCUGCUCUGAAAGUGAACCUGGACAAGGUGACACAGGAGGGAAAGACUCAGCAGGCAGACCUGGACAGGAAAGCACAGAGCCUGGCAGCAGACUUACAAAAAGCCCAAGAGGAGAAAGAAAGUCAACGGAAAGAGCUCACCUCUACCCAGGAGAGUCUAGGAAAGGCUAAUAAAGCACUAAAAGAAAUUCAGAGUCAGCGGGACAGUGAGAGGAAGAGUCAUAAAUCAGCUAUGGAGGAAAAGGAAAAGGCUAAUGAAAAGGUCAAACAGGAACUUCUAAAGAGUAAUGAGGCCCUCGCCAAGAUAACAAAAGAAUCUAAACAGCAGUUGGAGCAGAUGAAUGAGGCAGAGAAAAGGUUGAAAGAGCAGCUGAACUCAGUGGAACAACAACACUCAAAGACUCAGGAGGGGCUGAAAAACAAGGAGAAAGAGUUGGAGAAGCAGCAGGCACAGCUUAAGGCAUCCCAGGGAUCUUUUGAUGAAGAGUUGAAGAAACUGAAGGGACAGGUGGAAAAGUUACAGAAAGUGAACAGUGAGAAGGUGGAAGAGGAGAGCAGGUUGAAGGCCCAGGUGUCAGGACUGGGACAGGAACUGGCCUCGGAGAAGAGCCGGACCACAGAACUGCAGAAAACCUUAGAACAAAGUCAGGGAAGCCUCACCAAGCUGCAGUCUGACUAUUACGGAAAAGAGUCUGAGCUCUCUGCGCUACGUCAAGAUCUAAAGAAGUCUGAGGAGAAGCUGAGUUUGGUGCAGGAGGAACUGGCAGCGAACCGGACUCAUCAGACAGCUUUAGAGGCUCAGAUCCAGGAGUUGAAGGCAAGUUGCAGUUCUAUGGAGCAGGACCUGGCCAAGCGGGACCAGAGGCUCCAACAGCAGGAACAAGCCCUGAAGGAGCUACAGCAGCAGCAGGUUCAAGUUAAAGAAGAGCUGCAGAAGGAGAAGAGUAAAGUGGAUGAGCUGAACAAAGCCAAGGGUGUCCUGGAAAAGAACAACAGCAAACUAAUUUCAGACGUAAAAGCACUUGCGGAGAAGAGCGAGAAGGAGCUUGGGGAAUUGCGGGAAGCCAAACAGCUGUUGAUCCAGCAGAAACUGGAGCUGCAGGCCCAGGUGGAGGCGGCCCAGGCUGCACUGGACCAGGAACAGAAAGACCACCAGGUCACCAGGGACGGCAGGGGCCAGAGAGAGGAGCAGCUCCUGGCCCAGACCAGGGCUGUCCAGGAUCAGCUGGCGGCAGAGAAGCGAGCCAAAGAUGAGCAGGUGAAGCGUGGAGAGGAGGCUGAAGCCAAGCUGAGUGUUCAGGUGACGGCUCUGAAUGAAAACGUAGCCACGCUGAAGAGGGAGUGGCAGGGCAGCCAACGCCGGGUCAGUGAGCUGGAGAAACAGACGGACGAGCUGAGAGGAGAGAUCGCCGUGCUGGAGGCCACGGUCCAGAACAACCAGGAUGAGAGACGAGCCCUUCUGGAAAGGUGUGUGAAGGGUGAGGGUGAGAUAGAGAAGCUGCAAGCGAAGGUGGUGGAGCUGAGACGCAAACUGGACGACACGACGGCGGCCAUGCAGGAGCUGGGCCGAGAGAACCAGUCGCUCCAGAUUAAACAGUCACAGUCUCUGACCAGGAAGUGGGCGGAGGAUCAUGAGGUGCAGAACUGCAUGGCCUGUGGCAAAGGCUUCACUGUCACUGUCAGGAAGCACCAUUGCAGGCAUUGCGGGAACAUUUUCUGCGCCGAAUGUUCGGCAAAGAACGCCCUAACGCCAUCCUCUAAAAAGCCUGUACGGGUCUGCGAGACAUGCUUUGAGGAACUCCAAGGCUAAUCCCUCCCCCAAGCUCCCUUUACCUCCCACACAGCCCCUAACCCCACUCCACUCCCGUUUUCCUUACUCCAGUGGGCAGAAGAAGGUGCGUCUAUGUCAUAUUUAAUGUGCACUAUAAAAGGACAGACCCUGCGAAAGACUCCCAGCCCCGUGUGACUGCGGCGGUUCGGCUCUGCAGGAGCUGUCGCCGAAAGGUCAGCUCAGGAUUGGUUUCAUCGCGGAGAAACACCAGAGCUGUUUGACGGGGCGGGGUCUCGAUUGGUUUUUGUGCCUUUGCUACUCCUGUGGACUGCCAGAGAGCGGAGACAGUGAGAACUAAACGCCAUCCAUCUCUUUGAGUUCACAUCUCCAUCUUUGUUUGGUGUCAUUAGUAAUCGUAAGGUGGUUGCUGUGUAAGUUGGAAAAUGAGGUGUAAGGAAGGUCAGUACAACACUGUAAAACUGACUAAAGAAGUAUAUAUUGUAAUAGUGAUGUGGUACAUCACUGCUGCCCUACAAAGGUAAAUGCAGGUAACUAUUAAAUGAAAAAACAAACUCUAAAUGAGGUUCUUUAUGCGACUUAAUGCCUAUAAGGAAACGUACUGCCUCAUGGACCCACUUCCUUCUGACAUUGAUUGACAGGAUGUAAUAGUCAUAUGGAUGUUUUUAAAUUUAAGGAUGCGCGUUAUGUUUUUGUAAAAUCCCUUUUAGGUUUGUCUUGGCGCAUGUAUCUCCUAAAGAUUCUAGGUGUGAAAUGUGUUGGGUUUUGACCAUAAAAAUGCUGAAUUCAGAUGAAACUGAUGUCAGAUCAGUUACUGUACGUUGCCUUUGUGCGGCAGAGUGUGUGUGUAUUAGUCAAAAUUAACGUAUUCAGCCUAUUUCAUGACCAAAGAAUGUGUGCAGUGGGGAAAAAAAAAAACAGGUGAGAUGAUUUUGUUUCAUAUUUCAGUAUUUUUCUAAGCGUCUCUUUGAAAGCUUUUUAAAAUCACAGCGUCACAAAUUUUAAUCUUGAAAGCAGCACGUGACAUCUGAGAGGCUUUUGUGUACAGUUUUUUUUUUUUUUUCUUUUUUUUGCAGUGCCGCAUUUUUUUGUGUCAAGUUCUACAUAUUGUGGUGCUUUCUCUCUGCAGACUGGCAAUGCAGUCAUUGAAGGUGCCUGCAUGUUCAUUUUAAUUAUUUUUUUUCCUGCUGCUCAUCUCUACUCAACAGCACUGACGACUGCUGUAGAUGUUUGUGUGUAUGCGUGCGUGUUCUGCUUUGAAGCAAUAACUGUGGCUGUGUGUGAUGCUGCUGUAACUGUGUGUGUGCGCGUGUGCGUGUGUGUGUGUUCUGCUGAGAUGCACUGUGCGAAUGUUGGCUGCUCAGAACCUCAGUGUCUCUCUAGCACUUUUGCUUCGGCAACGUCUGUGCUGCUUUCAGGUGCUGUCGGUUCUCUGCCCAACCUGCCUGUAGCUGAGAACACUGUAAAACUUUAUUCCUUCUUUGUCUAAUUUGUAAAUGUCAGUAAGAUCUUUUGUGCAAUUGCCUGAAGACUGAUGCAGGCUAUAAAACUGCAGUGCAGGUUGCUCUGACAUUUGGCAAAGAGCAGCUUGUUUCAGACUUAGGCUCACUCAGUUAUCGACCGAUUAUAAGAACCAAUUUUCAGAUUUUUAGGAUUAUCACCAUUGUUUUUCCCAGUGAAAUCAAUUAAUUUAAAAAUGUGCUACUUUGGCUCUUGUGCACCUACGUCUAAUCGAGCAAGUUUUCCUCCAAAUGUAUCCAAUUAUUCAGAAAAUCAAAAAGAAAAUGCGCAUUUCCAUCUACUUCCACCUACUCUUAGUCCUAUAUUAAGGUUCUGGCUCUUCAUAAUGUUUUAAAACUUUGCCUGUUAGUUGCAGUAUUUCAACGAUCCAAAAUGUUCACUGAAAAGCUGAAAGACCUGAACUUGAAGGUGGUUUCAACUUUUGACCCCUGAACCAAACUGAACCACUGGUCUGGGUCCUAGAAAGGAGUUUCCGUUUCUAGUAUUUGUUGUUGUAUUUUUUGCAGGUUUCCAGAGAGUCAAUACAUGGAAAAAAUUCAGAGAAACAAAAUGAAGACAACAACAAUACAUUUAUGCUCAGAAAGGAGUAGGAAGUAAUAUGAGCAUAUUUAACCCUAACCCUUGUCAGUUAUCUCAUUUAUAACAAAUGUCUUUUCCAAUUUAAUGCUGUUUUUGUUGCUGUUUUCAUCUAAAAUGUUAAUUAUGUUUGUUUCUUUUACUAAUUCAGUGAACAUUGCAGUGUCUUUUUUGGUCCACAUUUACAUUAAUUCACUAAAACUACUUCCAUUGCACUACUUUGCAUUUAUUAUCAACACACCAGCUUUUCCAACUCUUUAAACCACAAACUAGAACCAUUUUCUUUUCUAGUGAGUUUGGGCAUUUCCACUUUUUAACUCAAAAUCAAAAACAGCUUCAUGGAAAAAAACAAACCCCUUCUGUCUAUACCCACCAAUAAAUAGUGGUUACACAUCACAGGUAAAAACUAAAUAAGAAAUUAUCAAUAAAUGCUCCUGUCCAAUGUAAAAACUGACUAUAAAUACUGUUGAAAUAUACUUUUUUGGAUCUGACAGGCUGAAGGCAUUUAAAAAUUCUUUUAGUGAUUCUAGACUCUGACACUCGAGGUUUUCAUUUUUACUGUAAAUGUAAAUCGAUUCCACAUUACAGUUUGGGUUUCCAUGAUUACUAAUUAUCAGCAUCGGCCGAUCAGUUGGCCUUUUUUCUUGUGUGCUCAUUAUAUAACAAUGUGCAUCUUGGUUGUAAGCUCUCUCGAACAUCUGUCUGUUUUUGCGCUGGUUUUGUUAAGUCUACCUCAGAUUGGCACAGGAAAGCACUAUUUCUGAACCUUUGAUCAUAGAUAUUGUCAUUACCUGCAUUUGAAUAACAAUUUGUGAUUUUGACUCGUCUAUCAAGUUGUACAGUCCCUGAAAUCUAAAGACGUGAUUUGCACCUUAUUGUACUCUGGGCUCAUCUGUGUGAGGACUCGGCCACAAAACUAGGACCACCAACUUUAUACAGGCUUCAGCAUCUCCAGCCCUGAUGUACUAAACUGCUCAUUAAUACUUAAGGCUGUCAUAAUUAUCUUUGUAAAUGUUUGUAAUGAUAGAGAAAAGGAAAUAUAUAACACUUGUGGAUGUAGAAACAUGACAACAGUGAAACUGUGUGUAGAUUCAUCAGUGUCUUAUUCAUUUUUACAAAAACAGCACCACUGACCUGUACACUGAAUUGUGGCUUGCUUCGUGUUGCUGUCGGUUAUCAUGCAUGAUGACUUAACUGGCCCGUGGCUCACGUUAUUUCUCCAUGUUUAGAGUCAUAUUUGGUUGUUGUGAAGGUGUGCCUUAGGCCAACGUCUUGUACGUCGCUGCUAGGGUUAGCGAUCAGCAGUGAUGCGCACCGUGUAUUAUCAGUUAUGGUGACUUAAGUUCACCCGAAGGGACAAGAAAAAAUGUCAUUAAUGCUCACACACAUCAGUUGGUUUUCUAAUUCAGCGCCAUGACAAAUAAAACCCACAGUAUGUUUCUA
Molecule: messenger RNA, 7825 nt
Organism: Sphaeramia orbicularis (orbiculate cardinalfish)
Lineage: Eukaryota; Metazoa; Chordata; Actinopteri; Kurtiformes; Apogonidae
Gene: eea1
Product: early endosome antigen 1
Exons: 30
Coding region: 107-4306 (1399 amino acids)
Biological process (GO): endocytosis
Cellular component (GO): early endosome
Molecular function (GO): metal ion binding; 1-phosphatidylinositol binding
Source: RefSeq, a predicted model, not a curated record